This is a messenger RNA of Diversispora eburnea, 232 nucleotides long. The record is from the annotation of a GenBank genome assembly. NCBI's taxonomy places the organism in Eukaryota, Fungi, Glomeromycota, Glomeromycetes, Diversisporales, Diversisporaceae.
AUGAUAUAUUCACUUUAUAUAAUUAAUAAAGCGGGUGGACUUAUUUAUCAAAAAGAUUUUAACGAAGGUUUAGCACAUUUAAGUUCAAAUGAAUAUUUAGUAUUAGCGGGUACUUUUCAUGGAGUGCACGCUAUAACAUCACAGAUUUCACCAGUCAAGAAUUCAAGUUCUUCAGGUUUAGAAGUAUUGGAAGCUGAUACUUUUAAAUUAUAUUGUUAUCAAACAUUAACAG